This is a messenger RNA of Molossus molossus (Pallas's mastiff bat), 1404 nucleotides long. It is a transcript of the gene HENMT1, whose product is annotated as HEN methyltransferase 1. Lineage: Eukaryota; Metazoa; Chordata; Mammalia; Chiroptera; Molossidae. Gene Ontology annotation, molecular function: O-methyltransferase activity; RNA methyltransferase activity. The transcript is spliced from 8 exons. The coding region runs from base 213 to 1373 and encodes 386 amino acids. Gene Ontology annotation, cellular component: nucleus; cytoplasm. Gene Ontology annotation, biological process: siRNA processing; RNA methylation; piRNA processing. The record is from RefSeq and is a predicted model, not a curated record.
UAUAAAGUGUCAAGAUGAAACUCUGCAGGGGAAGGAGGACCCGAUACAGUGACGUUUCUGAGACCAGAUAGUUGCGUCCGCAGCAUGCAAAAGUUACCAGUUGGAGGUUUGGGGGCUGAAAGCUUUUCUGAGAAUUCAGAGCCCAGUCACUGAUUUCUGGAACUUGAGGAUACAUCCACAUUAUUGUUUCAAGGAAACUUCAAGAGACAAAAAUGGAACAAAGCAAUAACAAAGAGCGCAACAAUGUGAUUGAUGGUAAUUUUGAUCUUCCCAUCAAGAAGGCAAUUAAUUUUUUCCCUCCGUUAUACAGACAGCGUUACAGCUUUGUUAACGAUCUAGUGAAUCAACAUAAACCCAAAAAGGUUGCAGACUUGGGGUGCGGUAAUGCUUCGCUCAUACAGAUGAUUAAAUCACACAGUUGCCUUGAAUUGAUUGUUGGAGUAGAUAUCAAUAAAGAUAAAAUAGAAUUGCAAAGGUGUAGAUUGUCUCCAUUCUCUGGGGAUUAUCUAAGUCCCCGGGAUUUGAAUUUGUCUAUCAUUUUGUAUCAUGGCUCUGCUGUGGAGAGAGACUCUCGUUUGCUUGGAUUUGACUUAGUAACAUGUAUCGAGCUAAUAGAACAUCUGGAUUCAGAAGAUCUGGCCAGGUUUCCCGAAGUUGUAUUUGGGUACUUGUCUCCAGCCAUGAUUGUCAUCAGCACACCGAACUCUGAUUUCAACCCCCUGUUUCCAACAGUGACCUUCAGAGAUUCAGAUCACAAAUUUGAAUGGAACAGGAAGCAGUUUCAGACCUGGGCCUUAGGUGUGGCAAAUUUCUACAGUUACUCUGUGGAGUUUACUGGGGUGGGGGAGCCACCAGAAGGCGCUGGGAAUGUUGGAUACUGUACCCAGAUAGGAGUCUUCCAGAAAAUCAGAGCGCCAGCAACCGAAUCGUGCAUUGUGGAGCAGUGUGGUCAACAUGUUUAUAAAAUUGUUUAUUCAGUUUCAUACCCGAGUUUACAGCAAAAAGAAGUCCGCAAACUUGCAUUAACAAAUGAGGUGUCACGACAAGUCCAAAGCAUGAGACAGAGAUAUGUCUCAAGUCUGAGUAUACUUCAGAAUGGCGAUGACAAUGGUCACAAGAUAAAUGACACUGGGCUCAUCACAUUUUCUGGACCAGUCUUCACAGAACUUGAAAAACUCAAAAUAGAGAAGUCUCCCAAACCUUUCUGUUUUAGAAAUAAGCUUUAUGUACCGCUGGAAAGACUCCUGGCUUAUCCCAAGGUGAACCGCUUAUGUGAUAACGUGGAUGUGAUGAGAGCGCUCAUAGCUGACACAGUAAGACUGAGCAAGGAUGGUUCUGCUGUGAAGAUUGACCUGCGUGAUGAGAGUCAGUGAGCUGUCUGUCCUGAAGGUCAGGGUCUCAGCA